AAUUCCAGAGAAGCUGCACUCGGCAUCGGUGAAGAAGCUUCGUGGCACACCAAAUACAAAGAUUCGGCUUACAUUUUUGUUGGUGGCAUUCCCUUCGAUCUCACCGAGGGUGAUCUUCUCGCUGUUUUUGCUCAAUACGGUGAGGUUGUUGAUGUUAAUCUUGUUAGAGACAAAGGCACUGGAAAAUCAAAGGGUUUUGCGUUCCUUGCGUAUGAAGAUCAAAGAAGCACAACUCUUGCUGUGGAUAAUUUGAAUGGAGCUCAGGUUUUAGGGAGAGUGAUUAGGAUGGACCACGUUAAUAAGUAUAAGAAGAAGGAGGAGGAAGACGAAGAGACAGCGCGUCAGAAAAGGGAGGCGCGUGGUGUUUGUCGUGCUUUUCAAAGAGGUGAAUGUACUCGUGGAGCUAGCUGCAAAUUUUCUCAUGAUGAACAAAGAGCUGCAAAUACAGGUUGGGGUCAAGAGGAAGACAGUUCAAAAUGGGGUCAUGACAAAUAUGAGGGUCCCAAAAAAGAGAGAAAAUAUGGCAGCAACCCAUCAAAUCAUUUUCCAGAAACAAUGGAGAGCGAUUCACAUUCUAGAGCCCAUGGGCAUGACGUUGGAUUAGACAGCCAACCAAAGAGAAGUGAUAGAAGAGAGAAGACAUUGCGGCAGCAUGAUGAUGAUGAUAGAUGUGAGGGAAGAGAAAAUAACAGUAGAAGAGAAGAAAAGAGAUCAAAAAGGCAUGAAGAUGACAAAUUUGAACACAGGUCAAGAGAAGAACGAUAUAGGAGGGAAGAAAAAAGACCAAGAAGGAAUGAUUAUAAAGGUAUGGAACCUGAGCCAAAAGAUCAUAACAGAGGGGAAGGCAAGAGAUCAAUAAAGCCAGAUGAUACUGAGUUUGAACACAAGUCCAGAGGUUCUGAUAUAACUAUUAAGGGAUGAUCAAAGACCCUGGAGGCAGGAUGAUGAUGAUUUUGGAAGGAAAUCAAGAGAACCUCAUAGUAACAGGGAAGACAGGAGAUCGCGAAAGCACCCCGAAGAUGAAUUUGCACCAAGGUCAAGAGAAGAUUAUGAUAGGAAACAAGAUAACAAAUCAUAUAUAAAUGAUAGCGAUCGAAGAGAGUCAAAAGUAAGAUAUGAUUUUGACAGGAGAGGAGAGAAAAGUUCAAGAAGGUAAAGGGGCAGUAUUUGAGGGGAACUGUGGAUGACAUCAGUAGGAGACUACGAGAUGGUUGUCCAAGCUUCUAUAAGGAGUCUGAUUACAAAUUCUUCUUAGCUGUGGAGGCGCUGGAGAGAGCUGCUGUGGCUGUAGAUGCUGAGGACAAGGAGAAUCUUGCAAGAGAAGCAUUAAAUUCCUCAAGUAAAGUUCCAGAGUCUGUGAACUUACGAACUGUUUGCAAAGUUUGAGGAUUUAAGGCAUAUUUUAUCCUUUGUUUUGCUCUAUUAAAUGGUCAUUUGUGGUAGUUAUUGGAAAUUAGCGGUUGUGUGGUUAAGACAACUUAUAUUUUCAUGAGUUGUGUGCUCUAGACUUACUCACAUGGAGGGUCCUUCCCACCAUGUUUUAAAGUAUAAAGGGGCCACAACUUUGGAUUGGCAAAG
Abrus precatorius (Indian licorice) is the source of this 1578-nucleotide messenger RNA. RefSeq names its product zinc finger CCCH domain-containing protein 25-like. The record is from RefSeq and is a predicted model, not a curated record. The coding region runs from base 286 to 921 and encodes 211 amino acids. Lineage: Eukaryota; Viridiplantae; Streptophyta; Magnoliopsida; Fabales; Fabaceae. The transcript has 5 exons. Gene Ontology annotation, molecular function: metal ion binding.